Messenger RNA from Spathaspora passalidarum NRRL Y-27907, 483 nucleotides. RefSeq lists its product as uncharacterized. The coding region runs from base 1 to 483 and encodes 160 amino acids. NCBI's taxonomy places the organism in Eukaryota, Fungi, Ascomycota, Pichiomycetes, Serinales, Debaryomycetaceae. The transcript has a single exon. The record is from RefSeq and is a predicted model, not a curated record.
AUGAACAUUGACAACAGUGAUAAUAUUGAAUGGGUAGUAAAAUUUUUAGAGUAUUAUUUACCAAAACUUCCUGACCAUGCCAUCAUUUUCAUUUUCGACUUACUUGAUGCAGAGUACAUUAAGGGAUUCUUUUUAUACUUCCCAAAUGAUAUAAUUCAUCAGUUGCUAGUUCAACAGUACUACUCUCAGUUACUUCAUUUUCAAAUAGCGGACGGGAAUGACCAAGUCGAUGUAACCAUGCAUGAUUACACACUGAACCCAUUUGUUUCAUUUUAUGGUGUCAAGAAUAUUUUACGCUUCAUGAAUGAUUUUCCGGAAAUUGUUCCUCGAAGAUUAGUAUUUAUUGGUGAAAUUGAAAAGAGAAUCUUGGACGAUGCCAGAAUCUCUAAAAUUGAAGAGAUAGAAAUAAUUUUGGAAACUUUAGAAAAUUACAAAGAUCUAAGGAGUGGGACUCGCGAUUUAGUUGUCAACCUGCCUAAUUGA